Messenger RNA from Chenopodium quinoa (quinoa), 1360 nucleotides. RefSeq names its product F-box/FBD/LRR-repeat protein At1g13570-like. Gene Ontology annotation, molecular function: protein binding. Bases 1 to 1302 code for a protein of 433 amino acids. The transcript has 3 exons. NCBI's taxonomy places the organism in Eukaryota, Viridiplantae, Streptophyta, Magnoliopsida, Caryophyllales, Amaranthaceae. The record is from RefSeq and is a predicted model, not a curated record.
AUGUCGGCAGUUUGGUUACCAAGAAAGUGCGUCAAAACUACUACUGAUAGAAUCAGCAACUUGCCUCAAAAUGUAACACAACAGAUCCUAGAAUGCUUACCUCUGGAAGAGGCAGCAAGAAUGAGCAUCCUAUCUAGUCAUUGGAGGCAAAAAUGGUGUUCGAUUUCACAGCUUAUACUUGAUAAGAGAUUUUUUUCUAGCAUCCGGAAGCCUAAACCCAGAACUGCUGACAUUUCAUUGGCAUACUCAAAAACUGUCAAUGAUAUUCUACUCAGUCAUGUUGGCCCAAUACGGAAGUUUGUUCUUUACGUUCCUGCUUGGUUUCCAAAAGAAACAGACUUGUGCCAAUGGAUACGGUAUGUUCGAGCUCAUGGUGUUCAGGAUUUCACUCUAGUGGAUGAUCGGGGUCCAGAAAAGAACUUGCCUACUAGUUUGUUCUCUUGUGUGGGCUUGGCACAUUUGACAAUUGGGGGAUGCAAACUGCUUUCUCUUCCUCCAACAUUUAAAGGCUUUCCAAGCCUUAUUAGUCUAAAGAUGAGGUUCAGUUUUUAUUUUGCAAGCACUCGUGUAGCAGUCAAAGUUUUGGAAACUCUUAUUUCCAAAUGCCCACAACUUCAAAGCCUCUACUUGUUUAUCAUCGAGCCACGAAUUAAUUUGACUAUUCAUGCUUUAAAUAUGAAGGACCUAUGUCUGAAAGGCCUGGUUUCUGAAUUAUAUCUGAAAGGAGCCAAAGUGUUAACCUCACUGACCCUGGAUAUUCAUAUUUGUGAACAGAAUAGACAAAUGAAUGAGAUCUUCACUUGCUUGACUAAUGUUGAGAAGCUUGCUCUAAGCAACAGCUUUUGGAAGAGUAUUGAAAGGUAUGAAUUUCCCACGCAAUUUCCAAGGGAAUUGGAACGGCUGCAAAUUCUCAAACUAGAAGAAAUACCACUUUAUUAUCAGCCAGCAAUCUCUCUUGCUCUUUGCUUAUUGGUGAGCUCCCCUCACUUAGAGCAACUAUACAUCAAAGCAUCAAAACAGAGGGAAGUCUCUGAUCAGCCUUUAAUUCAGAUUGAAAAUUCUUGCAUCCUUCCUUGCCUUAAAAAUGUACAACUUUUUGGUAUCUGUGGGCUGAGAGGUGAAUUACAGCUUAUAAAGUAUCUACUAGCAUUUUCUCCUUCACUGGAGGAAAUGACCAUAGAACUCAGUAAGAAAAUGGGAGGAGCUGUUGAAAAGUUUAGUUUUGCCAUGGAGACCACGAGAUAUCGUCGAGCCUCAGCAGAUGUCGAGGUUAUUAUCAUCACAGAGAAAGUUCGUUUAUAGACUUUAUCGUAACCAUCACUGACGUAUUGUAUUGAAGGAGGACAAGCCCUAAAAUGGU